Molecule: messenger RNA, 433 nt
Organism: Manacus vitellinus (golden-collared manakin)
Lineage: Eukaryota; Metazoa; Chordata; Aves; Passeriformes; Pipridae
Gene: PRR15L
Product: proline rich 15 like
Exons: 1
Coding region: 23-322 (99 amino acids)
Source: RefSeq, a predicted model, not a curated record
CCCCCCAAAUUCCCGUUCCAGGAUGGCCGACGGCCACGGCUGGUGGAAGCUGACGUUCCUGAGGAAGCGCCAGGCAGCGCCCACGGUGCUCUACGAGACCCCCGACGGCCCCGCGGCCCCCGGGGGGGACCCCCAGGAGGGCACCGGCCCCGAGGGACCCCCCGGCUUCGCCGCCCGCCUGGAGAAGCUCGUGGACAAGAGCACCAAGGGGAAGCACGUCAAGGUCUCCCACUCGGGGCGCUUCAAGGAGAAGAAGAAAGUGAGGGCGACGCUGGCAGAGCACCCGAACCUCUGCGGGGCCGCCGAGAGGGAGGAGAAGUGACCCGGCGGGAUGUCACCCUCCGGCCACCCCGGGAAUGCCGAUCCACGCGGCCCCGGGAGGAGAGAGGACUCGGGAGGGGGUUUAUCCCAGGGAUAAUCAAGGACCUGGGAU